Emys orbicularis (European pond turtle) is the source of this 948-nucleotide messenger RNA. RefSeq names its product olfactory receptor 11A1-like. Gene Ontology annotation, biological process: G protein-coupled receptor signaling pathway. The record is from RefSeq and is a predicted model, not a curated record. Bases 1 to 948 code for a protein of 315 amino acids. NCBI's taxonomy places the organism in Eukaryota, Metazoa, Chordata, Testudines, Emydidae. Gene Ontology annotation, molecular function: odorant binding; olfactory receptor activity; G protein-coupled receptor activity. Gene Ontology annotation, cellular component: membrane. The transcript has a single exon.
AUGACGAACCCAGAAGAGGGAAAUCAAACUGUCACAGAAUUCAUCCUCCUGGGAUUCGGGACUCUUCCUGAACUGCAAAUCCUGCUUUUCCUGCUCUUUCUCUUGAUCUACACUGCGACUGUGGCUGGGAACAUCCUCAUCAUUGUGUUAGUUGAGUCUGAUCAGCACCUUCACACCCCCAUGUACUUCUUCCUGGGGAACUUGUCCUGCUUGGAGACCUGCUACACCUCCGCCAUCCUGCCCAGCAUGCUGGCUAGUCUCCUCACUGAGGACACAACUAUUUCAUUUACUGGAUGUCUCACACAAUAUUAUUUCUUUUGUUCUCUGGUUGCUACAGAAUGCCUUCUCUUAUCGGUGAUGUCUUAUGAUCGGUAUUUAGCGAUAUGUAAUCCAAUGCACUAUACAGCCCGUAUGAGUGGUAGGUUAUACCUCCAGCUUGCAGGUGGCUCUUGGACAGGUGGCUUCCUAUGUGGUGGAGUAAUAACAUUGUCAAUAUCACAGUUAACGUUCUGUGGUCCCAAUGGUAUUGAUCAUUUCUUUUGUGAUCUUAUCCCCCUGAUAAAUCUCUCCUGUAGUGACCCUCAGAUGAUGGAAAUGUUGAUUUUCACACUCAGCUUGAUUUUCUCAGUGGUCCCAUUCCUGCUUACCUUGAUGUCCUAUAUCUGCAUCAUUUCCACCAUCCUGAGAAUCCCGUCCACCACUGGGAGGCAAAAGGCCUUUUCCACCUGCUCCUCCCACCUUAUUGUGGUGACCAUUUAUUAUGGAGCGUUGCUAAUAGUCUAUAUGUUCCCAACCACUGACAUUCUCAGAGACUUCAAGAAAGUUCUCUCUGUCGUCUAUGCUGUCCUGACUCCCCUGGUCAAUCCCCUCAUUUACAGUUUGAGAAACAAAGAGGUGAAGGAAGCCCUGAGGAAAGCUUGCAGGAAAUUUGUGUUUGGACAACACUAA